UCGUCGGCGAACCCCGGGACUUUUGCGGAGGUUGCGCCCUUUCAUUGGUUGUUGCACACGUCCAUCGCGGAUUAAGCCACGCCCCUUAAAGGUGAGUGGCGCGCUGACACGGCGCAUCGCUCUCAUUGGCUGCCUUGGCGGGGGAGGAAGGCGCGGGGGGCGGGGCUCCCGGCGGCCCCUUUGUGUGGGCACCAGUCGCCGGCCGCGCUCCCGAGAAGCCGCUGCCGCCAUUUUGUGCGCGCCUGUGUUCGCGCCCACCCCCGCCCGCCUUUCCGGGGGAGCGGCGGCACCGGGGACGCCCCGACUGUGCUGCCGGUCAGGUGAGGCGGAGCGGAGGCGCCGGGCCGCGCCGAGGCAGCUACCGCCGGCGACCGCCGCAGCCGUGAGGUCGCGUUGCUCGCAGGAGGAAGAAGCGGCAAGACGGAGCAGGAGGGGAAAAAACCUCCGGAGCUGCCCCCGAACAGGAGGAGGAGUCUCGGCCCCAGGCCCAGGCGCGGCCCCGGAGGCAGCAUGGAGAACUCGCAGCUGUGCAAGCUGUUCAUCGGCGGGCUGAACGUGCAGACCACGGAGGCCGGGCUGCGGGAGCACUUCGCGGCCUACGGCACCCUCACCGACUGCGUGGUCGUGCUGAACCCGCAGACCAAGCGCUCCCGGUGCUUCGGCUUCGUCACCUACUCGGCGGUGGAGGAGGCGGACGCCGCCAUGGCCGCGUCCCCCCACGCGGUGGACGGGAACGCGGUGGAGCUGAAGCGGGCCGUGUCCCGGGAGGACUCGGCCAAGCCCGGCGCUCACGCCAAGGUGAAGAAGCUCUUCGUGGGCGGCCUCAAAGGGGACGUGGGCGAAGGGGACCUGGUGCAGCACUUCAGCCAGUUCGGCCCCGUGGAGAAGGCCGAGAUCAUCGCCGACAAACAGAGCGGGAAAAAGCGCGGCUUCGGUUUCGUCUACUUCCAGAACCACGACGCCGCCGAUAAGGCGGCCGUGGUCAAGUUCCACCCGAUCCAGGGCCACCGAGUGGAGGUCAAGAAGGCCGUGCCCAAGGAGGACAUCCAGGCGGGCGGGGGAGGCGGCGGCUCCUCCAGGCCCUCCCGGGGAGGCAGAGGAGGAAGGGGCCGGGGCGGCGGCGGCUCCGGCAACCGGGAUCACAACGGGCUGUCCAAAGGAGGCGGCGGCUAUAACAGCUACGGCGGCUACGGCGGGGGAGGAGGCGGCGGGUACGGCUCCUAUGGCAGCGGUUCCUACGGAGGCGGCGGCGGAGGGGGAGGCGGAGACUACGGCAACGGGUACGGCGGGUUCGGCAGCUACAGCCAGCACCAGUCCUCCUACGGCCCCAUGAAGAGCGGCGGAGGAGGUGGAGGAGGGGGCGGCAACUGGGGGGGCCGCAGUAACAGUGGACCGUACAGAGGAGGCUAUGGCGGGGGAGGCUACGGGGGCGGCUCUUUCUGAGCUGGAGCGCCCAUACCCAUUGAUGGGGGGGCGUGCAGAGCCCUCCCUUCGAUACGGGGCAGCUUCCGAAUGGUUUCUCCCCUCAUUCGCCGAAGGGCAGCUCCUUUUAAAUGCCUCCCUGCUGUGGGAGCGGCUCCUAAAUGCCCCCUGAGGGUCGCCUCUGCUGCCUGUGCCACUUCGUUCUCUCUGAAGAUGGACUGGGCCCCACAUACACAUAUUUUGUGUUACAGUCAUUGAUGGACUCUAUUUUUUUAUUAUUACUUGGACCUUGGUCGUUUUUAUACUAGCAACGAAAAAUGUCUUGUUUUAAUUUGUUUUUUGGGGGGUGCGGGGUGGGAAGUGUCUUGCUGAUCUGGAGUAAAUACUGGGGAGGGUUGGGGGGGAAGUUCCUUUGUUGUAAGGACUCGAUGCCUGGAUACUACGUUUUUUUCUACAAAAGCUACUCGGAUCCCAUGACUGACUUUUAACAUUUCUGUAAAGGAAGAAAAAAUGGUUUUUACGUUUUUUAUUUUUUAAAUAAAUCAUUGUGUUCAUUGACCUUUACACGUCUAAUUUUUUUUCCUAGGAUCAAUUCCGUACGGUUUUAAGGCUUUUCUAGGUUUGAAGCAAGUGUUCCUCUGCUUUAAAAUCUCUGUGUACUUAGAGUAGUAAAUAUUUUGUUGCCAGUAAAGGUCCUAACUGACUUUUUUGCUAGUGGCUUUCAAACACUCGACAGAGAAAUUUUUGAAGUACUAAUCCGUGGAUGUGGUCUGUUUUUUAAAUACUCGUUCUCACUUUGGCAGUUUGUGUGCAUCCACCAUCUUGUACUAGGCAGUUUGACGUGCUGACAUGGUUGGUCAAUUUUUUCUAUAGGACUUUUCCAUCAACGUAUGUACUGUGUAGUUUUGAAGAAAUAGUUUGUGUUAAGCAUGUGCUUCAUUCAUAUAAAAUGUUCAGAAUUUCUUAUUGCUUAGUUUUCAAAUCUUUGGUUUGUCUUGUGUGUGAUUCCUUCCAGGAAAGGGUCGACAUUUACCCCUUCUAUUAAAGGCAUACUUGUUUUCCUAGCCCCAGGUUAACAGAUUUCACUCGGAACUAUUGUCCUUCCUUCAAGUUCGUGAGAACCUCGCAGCUCCAUCUGCUGUCAGCAUGGCAGCCCCGUGCUGGGGCUUCCUUAAAGCAGGAGUAAAACUGGCUUGCUGACCACUGUACCAGACUUUGGAAAGUUAUUUUAUGCCACUAGUGACUGGUGUAGAGUGCAGUGACAUCUGAGUGUGAAUAAAGAUGGGGUCCCUGACUGCUGGUUGGCUGGGAGGGGGAAGGAAUGGAUUUGCAAUACCUGCCUCAGCACAUAAUUGAACAAACGAUAAUUGCAGUUUGCCCAUAUUUCAGAAAGUGGUGAUCUAAACUGGGCAAAGAGCUCUGAGAAGUGAGCCAGCAAGUGUACCGCUAACACAGGUGCCAGUUGUAAAGCAAAGAUAUCUGUGUAGUCUGCUUGAUUAAAAAAUGUAUAUUUGUAGCCCUUUCACGCAAUAGAAUUCAAGUUUGUUGUUUAUUAAAAAGCAUAAUGUUUUAGGGGAAAACUGCCUUCCUGCAUAGAAAUAUAGAAUAGCAACGUUUAUGGGUUUAUGGAUAUCAAAUAAAAGAUUUGAAUUCCUUAUAUGCUUGAGUGAGAGUAUAUAUGAUGUGGGGCAUGCAUUUAAAAAGUACAAAGUUAUGUUGACUUCAGGUUUCUAAGCUCUUAGAAUGCUAAUAUUUCAUGGGGCUGCAUUAUAAAAGCUGCUUUUUGCCUUCCUCCAGAUAUGCAAGAUAUUAGGCAAAUAAUUCCCACUGAUUCCAGUGCAAAGUUAAAUGUGUAGGGCUUGGUCCUUCUGGGCUGAAGAAUUUCAAAUGAAAUUUCAAGGUAUUGUUACUAUUUGUUAUCAGUCUAACUUGAUGAUUUAAAUUGAAAUGAGCUUUGUUGUUAUUAUUAGUGAAACUGCAUCACCUUAAUUGCCUUUGUGAGCUUAAACAGGGCAACCUCUUGGUAUCAUCAGGAUUUAAACUGAGCUGUUUCCUCCUGAUUGUGGUUGGUUGUGGCUCUGAUGGAGACUGGCUGUCUUUGGCUUAGCUGAGCUUUUAUGAAUGAAUAGGUUCCAAAUAACUUGCUGUUUGCAAUUAUACUGUAAUUUUUCUAUCUCAAAAGCCUCUUAGUCACUGUUGGGCACCAGCAUCUCUUAUACAUUAUUGUAAGUCGAGUUUCAGAGUUGAGUUUGUAAAACACUGCAAGUGCCAGCUCUUGCCCAUGCACAACUUCAGGUGGUUUUAUAUCACUGAAGGCUUUUUCUGUACCUUUGCACUUUACAACCAUGUUGGACAGUCAUCCUUGAACUUCAUCUGAAGCACAGUUUUCAUGUUCUUAGCUGAAAUGAGCAGCAGAGUUCUAGGUUGUGUGUUAGUUCUAGUUUGGGGGUAUGAUUUAGUCCUUUGCAGUGUUGUUGCCUUAACCUUAUGAAGGAAGCCUGGCUUGCAGAGAAAUGGUUAAAUUCACUUUUGUGAUGUGUCUUGUCAUUUGAUUUAGGAAGUUAAAGGUUUGUGCACCAGCUUUAUGGGAUUUUCAUGUUACGUGCUGUGACAGAAUAUGUUGAUACUAGGAACAAGUAGGUUUUAAAAAAAGUGACUUUGUGAAAUCUGAGGAUUUGAAAAGUGCUGUGCUGCAAUGUGCUGUUACCUGUGUGCAAUAGUUCUUGUGGGACUAAAGUCUGCUGGGACAAAGAGCUGAUCCCAAAAAUCACACGUGGAUUAGGGAGUGGGCUGCCUAGUGUCACCCUCAGGAGAUUGUCACCUGUUUAACCAUGUGGCUUGAGUAGGUGGCACCUGCUCUGUGACCCCUGGUGUGUUGGGAAUGAGAACGUGUGACCCUGCAGGUGCCAUUGGAGAGGAUCCUGUGAGGGAUCAGGGAAGGGGCAGCAAUGCCAGGGUGUACCAGGAAUACAGAACAGUGCAGAUCUCUAUUGGGUGGCAUUAAAGACACUGUGACUUCAAGACUCUUGGAAUAUAAACCUGUUUCUAGGACAGUUCCUACUUAGGAGAGAUUUGUUGAUAAAACUUUGUUAUGUGUUUAAAGAUAUUUAAAGAUUUUUCUGAGCCCUGGGUGGAUUUGUCUGCAUAGAGGUGCAUAGGAAGAACUGAUCUGAAAUAAGGUGUGUGGCUGGCAUGUAAAUAAGUUUGUGACUUGACAGUUGCUUCAGGAAGGUCACAAAGAUAGAAAUAAAGUAACUUUGCUGUUCCUUAGUUUGUAGUUGAGUUCUGAAGUUCCUAUCUCUGAAAUUAUCUCAAUAAGUUAAUGGCCUUCUGUUCAGGACCAAAUGCUCCAUUGUGUUGAUGUCACCUGUGAGAAAUCGAAAAUAAGAGCAAUUAGUUUGCUUUCAGCAUUUAAUAAAGUAAAAACGUGGUAGUUUUCUAAAAACACAGAUGUCCUUUUAUUUUUGUAAUCUGCAUGACCAAACGGAAAUUCCCAAAACCAAACUUUCCAGGCUACAGUGUCACUGAACUCAGUGUGUUGUGAUGUACCUACAGUUUUUUAAUAGUAAUGGAUGUUCAUGUCUGCUCUAAAAUAUAAUUUGUUCUUGACUUGUAAAUUUUAUUUGGCUAAUAAAACUAGCCUAACUUAAACUUUCAUAAUCCUGACUUCUACUGCAUUAAAAAGAAACAUGCUAAACACCUGUACAUGGAGUGCAGUGAUACUUGCACAAGGCUGUGGAAGUGCCUCCCACGUGUUUGUUGUAACAUCAGGUGCUGGAAAGGUGGUUUAGAGCAGUGCUGACAGCUCAGACAGCUUCCAUGGCACUAAAUCUCUGUGGGUCACUGGUGGAGUGACACUCUUACAAAAUAAAAGCUGUGUCUUGUCCUGCAGGCUCCUGUAGUGUAACAAUCCUUACCCUCCAGAGCUGGGCAAGCUUUUGUGCUGAAUUUACAAUAGCUGCAGUCCAGGCUCCGGUUCUGGCUGUGGCAGUCCUGUGCUGCUCCCAGGAGCUCAGCCCUGUGGGGAGGUGGCACUGACAGGAGGUGUGUCUGAACUCUACCAGAUACUCUGCACAUCUGGACUUAACACCCUGUGAAGCAGGCAUACUUAAAAUGGCUAAAAAUGUUAAGUUCUCAAAUGCUUUAUGGUGUCCUCCUCCCCCCACCCUCAGAGAUCCCUGUAAAGCAAAUUUUGCUUUCAUUUGGCAUUGGAAGGUCUAAUAGGAUGGUGUAGGUCAGAAAAGAGGUUUAUUACCCUGCUCUGCCAGCUGAUACUGCCAUCCCAGCAUGGCAUUGCCACUGCUGCCAAAAAGGCUCUGAGUGGUGCUGAGGACCUCAAGCUCCAUCUGAGUGUGAAAAGAGAGCAGCUUCCUUUCUCUGCAUGCCUCAGAAUGUUUAUUCUGAAAUGAAAAAGUUUGGUUUAAAUCAUUAUAUUGUUAAUUAAUCCCUAAAUAAAUGGCCUGAAGGACACCCCUCUGAUGUGCACACAGUGAACAAAACACGAGGUGUUCUGUGAGAAUGGGGUUUUGCUCCUACAGUCUGUCACAGGGUUGGGUUCCUGAUAGAAGGCAGUUUAUCCAAACCUUUAGAUUAGGAUUGUUUGACCUGUUGUAGCCACUAUGGAUUAGUUUAUCAUGUAAUCCAACAGUUUAUACCACGUUUAUGUGGUUUACAUUGUUACAGACCUUUACUUUCUGAGCUGUUUGGAAAAAGGCAUUUUCAGUGGCUUCUAUAUGGGUAAUACCUUGGAUUAAUAUUAGGUGAUUAAAAGUGUAACACCCAAUUUUCAAUCUUUCACACUAGCCAGAGGCAUACUUUAGAAAACAAUGGGUUAUUUAACAUGUUUUGCAUAGCUGAUUCUGUGAUCUGGUGUAUGUGUCCCUUAAAGAUGAGUUUUCUGUUUGUUAUUUUUGUAUUUCUUAAUGAAUAAAACAGUUGUAUCCCUGCUUCACUUGAAAAUGUGUUUCACAAUGCAAGCACACCACAAGGAGUUCUGAGCUAGCCUGAACAAGCACUAUUUGCUUUUGUUGAUGGGCAUUUUUUUGGUCUCCUGUUGAAGCAUUACUGCUCUGUUAUUUCUGGAAUGUGCAUUUAUACACACACACACAGAUGUUACCUCUACUUCCACUUACCUUUAAUGAGUAUUUAUUUGUGCUGUAAUGUAAGCAGUACUAUUGAUGAGUGUCAGAUGUGUAUUUCUCAUUACAAGAUGAAAGUCUUUCUGCUAUGUAUGUUUUCCUGGGAAUUUUGUAUAUUUACCUGUAUAUGAGGACUUUUAAGGGGCUGAUGAAGUUGGGUGCUUUUCUUGUUGCUGUUCACUUUGACAAAUCCUAGUCUUUUUACCUUCUCUGCUCCCAGAAGUCUCACCAAUUUCUAUUAUAUAUAAAUGGGUGGAAAUAGUCACUUUUGAACUGA
Zonotrichia albicollis (white-throated sparrow) is the source of this 6837-nucleotide messenger RNA. The record is from RefSeq and is a predicted model, not a curated record. Lineage: Eukaryota; Metazoa; Chordata; Aves; Passeriformes; Passerellidae.